Fusarium coffeatum is the source of this 513-nucleotide messenger RNA. RefSeq lists its product as uncharacterized. The transcript has a single exon. The coding region runs from base 1 to 513 and encodes 170 amino acids. Lineage: Eukaryota; Fungi; Ascomycota; Sordariomycetes; Hypocreales; Nectriaceae. The record is from RefSeq and is a predicted model, not a curated record.
AUGUCUCGAUUCUGGCCACAUGCUCCUUACGCAGAGGAUCAACCUCUUGCAAAAACAAUUCUCACAACACAUGUAAUCACACGAGCAAUCACUCUCAACACAAUCAUCGCAGCAGGCAUAACAACAACACGCCAAGUCAUCCCCUUCCUCCGCCCAAAACAACCUGAUGCUCUCACCUUCUUCCCACGGCUCGUCCGCUCGGCAUCAACAGGCACAGUUCUUGCCUUGGCUGUUGGGACUCUCAUGACAGUUGGGCGCAUGCGUGGGAGAGAAGAGAUCGAAUGGCAAGAUCGAAGUUGGAGGUUGUUAGAGAACCCUGGACAGGUGGAAACUGAUGACUGGACUGUCUUGGGUGCUGGAACUGGAGCGUUAAUAGGAGCUAAUGCCUUGAGGGGUUGGAGAGGAACUGUUGGUGGUUUGGGAUUGGGGACUGUGGGUGGUAUGUUGGGAUACAUGGCUUGGAGAUAUGGUGUUAAUGGGGGCAAGUUUCCCAAGAAGGAGGAUGUAUUGUAA